GUUUAUUUGCAUGCGGCGAACGUUACGGUUAAAAACAAAAAGAUGAAACAAAAUUAAAUAAACAUUUAGGAAAAUACUAACAACAAUAAAAUAAAAACGAAAAGAAAAAAUAAGCAAAUUGGCAGUUGAGAUUAUUUUUAAAAUUUUCUUGAACAAAAAGAAAAAAACACGCACAGUUCAACAAGAAACUCGGCAUUUUAAAAGUGUGUGGUGGCGCGCAAAAAAAAAACGAAAACUCGAACUCGCAGCGAAUAAAAAGAAAAUAGAAUUUUGUUACAGUAAAUUUGCAGCAAUAAAACAAACAUGGCGUGUUCAACGAAAACGUUAAAAAUAUUUGCACUCACAUGGGAUUUUCUAUAUGCAAUCCUUUCAUUGGCCGUUGCUGGUAUUGGCAUUUACAUACUGUUCAAAUUUGAUUUUGAUACCGCCGCAUAUGUCAUACUCGGUUUGGGUAUAAUUGUUACAUUGUGCGCAGUUUUUGGAAUAUUGGGCGCGACACGUGAAAGCAGUCGUCUGUCAAAAUGUUUUGUAGCAUUUGUGAUCGUUUUGGCCAUUCUACAUGUUUUGAUUGUGGGCUUCUUUUGGAUAUUCCAAACAUCACUGCUGAUAAAUGUGGACAAGACAUUCGAUAAAUUAUGGAACAAUCAAGUCGUGCCAAUUAGACCAGGAAACAAUACAGCACACAUUGCUAAUUUGGAACGUUGGCUUGAGUGCUGUGGCAAUGCUGGUCCUAAAGAUUAUGUAUUGGCUCCCCAUAGUUGCUACAAUAGUGAAACCGAUAAAUUAAAUAUGGAUGGCUGCCGACAAAAGUUCCUCGACUACAUAGCCGAUCGUUGGACAAUCUUUAAUAUUUUUGCACUUGUUUUGAUUGUAGUAGAGUUAAUUUGUGCGGCAUUUGCGUAUGUUUUGGCCAACAGUAUUCUCAAUCGCUGGCGCCGUUCAAAAUACUACACGAAAUAAAUACAAAAAAAAUCCUCUCAGCUUAAUUUUAAUCAUUACGACCACCUUCAACACCAUUAUUAUCAUCAUUUUCAUUUGAUGAUUAAAGUGUGUGAUCGUGUGUUUAGUUUUUUUAGCAUUCUUGGGGGAAAACAAUUUGAAAUUGUCCCAACUCUCGUUAGUAGACCAAAGAUGAAUGAUUUGAAUUCUCGAUUAUAUAUAUUUUUAAUUUAAUUUCCAUUCUCUUUGUUUUUUAUUAUUUUUUCUCACCGUCUGUUUUGUUGUCAAAUAUAUAGUAGAUAUUUGAGAAUAAUUAUUACUAAUAGAUCCGUUAUGUUGUCAGUUGUUUUUUCUAGUCUACCUCAUAAUCAUCUUUAUCAUCAGUUUGCUUAUUAUUUCUUUAAAUCAUAACAAAAUUAAUAAAACAAUAAAAUCAAUUUGUAAAAUUGUGCCAAAAUUAUAAAGCCAACUCAAUCAUACAAUGUUUAAUUGAAACAAUAAUAAAUUUUAAGCGAAUUGUUUAAUUUCCUUCUCAACAGAAUUCAAUGUAUCGAUCAAUGCAAAUGUUGUUCAUAUUUUUUAUAUAAGAAAUGCGUAAUAAUAACCAAAAAAAAAAUAUUUUUAUAAUAAAUACAGCAAUUAUUUUGUAUUUUCUUUUGCAUAAUAACUAAAUAUUAGAAUUUAUUAUUUUCCACUAAAUAUUUUGAAGAAACUUAUUAAACAAAUCUAAUUUACGACUAUAUAUUUGGGAUAUUCACACUUUCUACUAUUUGGUCAUAUUUUCAUAAUAUCCUAAUAUAUUAUGAUAGAUUAAUCAAAUUUUUGUUGUGUAUCAAAAAAAAUGUUCUAAACUAAUAAGACUAUUUGAACUAUGUUUAUUGUUUUGUCAUAAAAUAAUACUUUUUUUGUUUAAAACACAACAACAACUAUUAUAAUAUAUUAGGACAUUAUGACAAUAUGACUAAUAGCAGACCAUAUAAAUACCCCAAUUGUAUGUAGGAAUUUAUGCCGUUUUCUUUUCUGGGAAAAAUAUUGUAUUUUCUCUAUUGUAACUAUUUGUGAAAGUAUGUCAUUAUGCAUUGAGAUUCAUAAAUAUUUGUGUUUAAAUUAUAUUUAAAUUAUCGAUCUUAAAUUUUUUUCCAAAAAAAUACAGAAAAAUAUAAACAUUUAUCCCUGAAAAGAAUUCGACGCAAUGACAUUUUUUGUUUUCAGUUGAAUUACGCUUAAUUAUACUUCUUAAUGUAUGCUUUUUUAAUUUGUUAGAUAUAUCUAUGUAUGUAUAUAAUUCAAUUAAUUAAUUAAUUAAUAUAUUGAAAAUUGUAUAAUUGUUAAACAUUACAUAUUAAUGCAUUUAUGGAAGCAUCAAAUUUAACGAACGAUAUAUAUUUACGAACACUUACAUAUAAAAAUUGUUAAUUUACAAAAACUCCUUAAAUAUUUUUUAUAAAAAAUCAUAUUUAAUAAAUAAAUUGUACAAACUUAAGACUAACAA
This is a messenger RNA of Calliphora vicina (urban bluebottle blowfly), 2431 nucleotides long. RefSeq names its product Tetraspanin 42Eg (gene Tsp42Eg). The record is from RefSeq and is a predicted model, not a curated record. Gene Ontology annotation, cellular component: plasma membrane. The coding region runs from base 304 to 960 and encodes 218 amino acids. The transcript is spliced from 6 exons. Lineage: Eukaryota; Metazoa; Arthropoda; Insecta; Diptera; Calliphoridae.